AUGGGCGGCCAUGUGCAACUCGGAAUGCGCCAGAGCAAGUGCUUCGCGGAAGGCAACUGUAAACGAGUUUGCACGCAUCUUUCCACAACGCCUCUGUAG
This is a messenger RNA of Phytophthora nicotianae INRA-310, 99 nucleotides long. RefSeq lists its product as hypothetical. The record is from RefSeq and is a predicted model, not a curated record. Bases 1 to 99 code for a protein of 32 amino acids. The transcript has a single exon. Lineage: Eukaryota; Oomycota; Peronosporomycetes; Peronosporales; Peronosporaceae.